CACAGGUUUCUGGAAUGUCUGCACAGAAGGUCACCGAGACCUAGUCUAGGCGUCAUAUGGUGCCAAGCGGUAGGACUGCCUCGGAGUUUGAAAUAUAUGAUUGCACGUGCCCUUGUUUAUGCGUGAUCUGAGCUGUCAGCUGCUGUCUCGUCGCGCCGACGCACCUUGCUCCUCGUCUACAGUCCAACGCCGCUCCCGGGCGAGUCGGCGCUUGUGAAUGUCGGUUCCUGCUGUCCCCGCCGAUCCACUGCUCGAAAAUCCCCCUGUAAACUCUAAGGAAUGGCUCGGAAUCGUCUUGAAAGAUGCCUGCGGCCUGAGCUCGCUGUACGAGCAUCAGUUGAAGCACGGCCUGGAUCUCAGCCUCGGAAAAGAUGUAUUUCUUGUCAUUGCCACUGGACGCGGGAAGAGCAUCGUCCUCUUUGCUCCGUUGAUUGCUGCGAAGGCGCGUGGGGAACGCGGCAUGGCUUUCAUCAUUGUGCCCACCAAAGUCCUUGCUGAGCAGAUGGCUGAGAUUGGCAGGAAAUAUGGCAUCCACACUCUUGCUAUCAACGAGGACUCGGUUCGAGAAGCCCAGAUUAGAGACAAGCGCGAUCUCUUCGCUGAGUUUGCCGGAGGGACGGGGAUUUCAGCAGCAGUCAUGAGCCCACAGAUGCUGCAGGGGUCUAGGGUAGCUGCGUUGUUGAAGGACAUGAAAAUCAAACGCAUUGUGCGAUGGGUUCUCAUUGAUGAAGUUCAUCUCUUCCGUGAGUCGGGAGGCACUUUCCGGGAGCCAUACCGGGCCAUCCUUCCUUUCCGGAGUCGGCUGCCCAGCUCUGCUGUGUUUGGUGCUGUCACCGGGACGGCAACCCCCUCCCAUGCCCUCGAGAUCGCGGAGGGUCUUGGCUUUCGGGGAGGGUAUGUCAACGCGCGCUACAGUAUUGAUCGCCCCAAUGUCAAGUACAUCCCACGAUUCUUCGAGCACGCGACCUCUGGGACAGAGUUUCUGGAUCUCAGCUUCGUCAUUCCCUUCGACAUGAAGUCACCGCAAGAGAUCCCUCUCACUCUCAUCUUUGCGAAGACCAUCCAGACCGGGUAUCGCAUCAUGACAUUCCUCGACUCACUCAUUCCGGCAACAAUCCCUGGACGCGAGACAGUCAUCAAGUUGUACAAUGCCCUGAUGCCGGUGCAUUACCGUCGCCAAUUCAUUCAUGAUAUGAAUGAGGGAUCCCAUCUACGCAUUGGCAUUGUCACCGACACCUGCACUUACGGCACCGACAUCCCUAGACUGUCUAGAGUCAUUAUUGCGCAUAUCAGUGAUGGCAUGGAGGACUCGUUCGAGGUUCAGAAGCAACAGAUGGGACGGCCAGGCCGCAAUGGCAAAGCUGCCGUUGCAAUUGUCUAUGCGCCUGCAUGGGUGCGGGACGUCCCCGAGUCGGAUGUCAUAACCAAGCAGGGCAAGAUUGAUGCGCAGCGGCGAGCCAAACUCCCUUGGGUCAUCCGCGCCUUCUUCAAUCCAACAUCCGAGCUCUGUUCCCGUGGUGCUGAUCUCAAAUACAAUGGCGAGAUCUAUACGGAACGCCCCAACUGUUGUCGCUUCCACUGUCCCCAGCCAGAGGAGUCCGAUGACAGUAACAUGGUUGCUCGUUGGGUCAAACACUUCGAAGAGUUGGAGACAGUGCGUGUCAAAUCAAAAUCUAUCCGUUCCGAUGGCACAUAUCCUGUCCUCGACGGCCCAUUGAAGCAAUCACUGGAGAAGGUUCUCACUGGAUGGCGCGGCCGGGUCUAUGUGCAGCUUCGCGACAACAACGAUCCCGACUGCUUCACUGAAGAUGUCCUCCCAACACAUCUAUUGCAGCGACUGGUUGAUCGCGCACAUGCUUGUUCGACUCUGGAUCGCCUGUGGGCUGUGAUGCAUGACUGGGCCAGACAGGAGGAGUUGGGCGACAAGCUAUUCAAGUUUAUGGUCCAGAUCCUGCCGGAAUACAAAGCCAUCAUCGAAGAAUGCACCACGGAAACUCAAGUGGGCGUGCCUGUCCCGGUGGCCGCAGAGAAGGAUAUCAAACCGGUGGCUGUCCCUCCUGCCCAAUCGUCGUCUCAAUCUCUGCGCAUUGUUAUCCCACGUUCCACUCCUUCGACAAUACCACAGAAGCGAAACGCGCUGUCAGACGCUGUCAAGAAGCCCACAAAGAAACGGAAAGCCUCCAAUAAGGAGAACCAGCCGGUCUGA
Molecule: messenger RNA, 2206 nt
Organism: Mycena citricolor
Lineage: Eukaryota; Fungi; Basidiomycota; Agaricomycetes; Agaricales; Mycenaceae
Source: the annotation of a GenBank genome assembly